GGCAGGCGGAGCGCACCACGACGGCGGCCUCGGCCUGGCUCAACAUGACGGGCGACGACGUCGCCCAGGAGCACGACGAGGCGCGGCGGCAGGUCGUGUGGAUCGUGGUCGAGAGCGCGCUGCUGCUGUGCAUCCUCUGCGGCAACACCCUCACCAUCUGCGCCGUGGUGCUCGGCAGAAGGCUGGCCAGGGCCACCUCCUCGCAGUUCGUGCUCAGUUUGGCCGUCUCAGAUCUGUUGGUGGGGCUCUUUCUGCCUUAUCACAUGAGCUUCUACUGGGGCAACAACCUAGGUGCGUCUGAAACGGCGUGCCUCUUAAAGUUCUCGUGCAUGGUGUUGGCAUUUUGCAACUCCCUGUUUAGUUUGAUAUGCAUAAGUAUGGACCGAUACAUCUACAUCAUGUACCCCUUACAUUACACUACUCGUGUAACAAAAAGGUUGGCAUGGACUGCAAUAGGACUGGGAUGGCUGUACUCCAUGACAAUAGCAAGUGUACCUCUGUACUGGAAUAAUUGGGCCACUGCCUCAAGCUGUGAGCUGCAUGAGGUGAUGCCUGUUCCCUUUACCAUGCUAAUCCUGACACCUAACUUCGGACUAGUCUGGCUAGCCAUGUUUAUCGUGUACUGGCGGAUAUGGAGGGAGGCCGCAUCAGUCAGGAAAAGGUGGGGAAAUCACCAAGGGAAGCCUCCAGACGGAAAGUCGAUUCAGGUGGUGCUGCUCGUUUUAGGCAGUUUCACAGUGUGCUGGAUGCCAUUCUUCACAGUCCUUGUACUACAGGCAGUGGAUGGGCUGCACAAGUGUUUUUCCUCAACACUGUACAAAGGUGCACUUGCACUUGCCAUGACCAACUCCGGAAUGAACCCACUCAUUUAUGCUUGGAAAAACUCAGAAUUCAUGUCUGCCUUUACUCAGUUACUGCGUUGCAGAUUGCCCACAACAGACCCCACGAGAUGUGGAUCCAUAGGACAAAUAGCACUUGAGUAAAAUUACUAUUUUCAUUUCGAGCAAAACAAUUUAGCAGUCUUUUAAGAGUUUUGCCAUUAUAAAAAAAAAUAGUUUUG
This is a messenger RNA of Thrips palmi, 1060 nucleotides long. Its product is annotated as octopamine receptor 1-like. NCBI's taxonomy places the organism in Eukaryota, Metazoa, Arthropoda, Insecta, Thysanoptera, Thripidae. Bases 45 to 983 code for a protein of 312 amino acids. The transcript has 4 exons. Gene Ontology annotation, biological process: G protein-coupled receptor signaling pathway. Gene Ontology annotation, molecular function: G protein-coupled receptor activity. The record is from RefSeq and is a predicted model, not a curated record. Gene Ontology annotation, cellular component: membrane.